GAGCUGAGCGGGGGCACUGCGGCGCAGCAGCAGGCAGCGUGGGCCUGGGCCAGUGUCUCUCCAACUAUGUGAGUGGGAGGUUGUCUGCGCGCUGCUCCCUCACCCGCACACGUGGAACACUUUUUUCCACGUAAGGCCUUAGCUUGUUAUAUGUAACAAUCUUUUCAUUGACUACAGUGCUCCCAGAAACGUCUUCAUCUGUGCAGUGACUGGCAGGACAAAGCCACAGUGGUGUUGCCUCAUCGCGGUAUUAUACAAUAGUUUUACUUGGACCGUUUACUGAGAACGCCAGCUGGUGGUUUCCCCCAACGCCCGUUGUGUGAUCCAGGUGGCGUGGACUGCAAAUCUAACCUCUGCAAAAAAAGAAACAAAGGAAAAUUCUCGACCGGGAGCCAGCGUCAGGUGGUGUAAUUGAAGUAUGUGUAAAAAGGAGAGGUUGGCCGGGCCGCCCAGGCUGUAGGGCGGAGUGAGGGCGCGGGCGUGAAGAGCCGGAACUUGCAGAGCUUGGUAGUGAGUCAUGGCUGCAACGUGAUGGUGGGUGUGGCCAGUCCAUAAUAUGUAAUGAAGGUCCGUGGCUGGACGUGGGCCACGUCAUGGGCGGUGGUGGGCCUGUGGGCGUCUGUCACACUCCUGGUGGCCAUGGCCUCGCUUGCCGCUCUCUUCACACCCACGUGGUUUGUACGACAUUCACCCUCCCCUCCCGUCAUGUUCGGAGUUUGGGCCUGGUGUCGGGGCGGCCUCAACGAUCAGCGGUGUGCAGCUGUCGGCCAAGGUGUCGGGGACGCCGACGGUGCUUUGCCCUCCGCGGUGUGGGUGAUGGUGGGCGCAGUGUAUGGUGGAGGCGGGGCACUACUGGCCGUCACUGGCCUCGCUGCCCUCCUCACUCCCAUCCUUCCCACCACUCACGCACGCGCCGCACUCGCCCACGUCGCCGGCAACAUUCAGGCAGCUGCAGUGUCGCUGCAGGCCGUGGGUCUCGUCCUGUACCCGUUGGGUCUGGGAUCGCCCUUCGCCCGCCUUCAGUGUGGAGACUCUGCCUCCGUGUAUGCGUCAGGGAGCUGCGAGCUGGGCUACGCCUAUAUGUUGGCACUGGUGGCCACUGCCCUGGCGGCCUACUGUCCUGUGCUGGCCAGGCUUGUCACCUACAAGGAUUACACGGACUACUGGUCGAACCUUAACUAUAUGUGAUGUCCCUGUGUGCCCCGAGGUAACCUCGCUGGGCACAGUAAUGGUAACUCUCCUGCUGAGGAAUGUGACGGCAAAUUUUAGCAAUCUCAGUGCUGUUCAUAAAUAUCAUUGGCAAGUACUGGUGACAGAAAAGGAAUAUUUCGACCAACUAAUAAAAGCUUCAGUGAAUUAGUUGGUCAAAGUGCACAAACGAAAAUGCAGAAAAAUAUCAUGGUUAUUAGCAGACGUUUUGAACAGCACUUUCAGGGGUGUGAGAAAAGGGAACGUCAGAUGGAACAGUUUUUUGAGUUGGUGCGGUGCAACAAUGGGAGUCAUAUGACUGUAUACAAGUACGUUCAUGGUAUAUUAUACAACAAAGGUCUACGGAAGAUCUCGGUGACUGUGCCAUCUGACGUAAGAUGGAACAUCUUACUUCAGAAUCUAGAUGUAAGCGAGUGUGCGUUCAGCAGGUGAGGGUGAGUGGGAAGCCUUGUCGCACCUGCUCACUCCACUAGAAUUUAUAGAGAACGUGGAAGUUUCUGGCGACUCCUCAUUAUGCUAACUGGAAGGAAAUCGAGCAGAUAUUUCACUAAAGUAAAAAUGUACUAAAGUUAUUUGUGUACAUUUAUCUUGUGACGUUUCUUAAAACAGUUACAUUAUUCAGAGUGACACUCGCAACGUGUUCUUCGUGAAGAUGAACAUAUUUUACUUUCACGUGUUGGCACAACACAGUGGAGCCACUUACUGUUGGGAAACGAGCUUCAAUCACAUUCACAGAUUUGCAUUGACUGAUGAAACAUAAAACCAUUGAUAUGUCACAUGGAAAUUUAAACAACACCGAAGGAUUGUUUGAUUUAUAUAAUGUUUCUUCUCAGACACCGAAGUGUGUCUGCUACAAUAACAACUACUGAACCACAUUAUUGAUUUAAUGGCGCCAUCCAACUUCAGACUCUCAUAGUCCACUAGAUAUUGUGCCACACUCCUCCCUGUUGCGAACCUCUGGAAACCAGAAGGAAAUUAUUACUAAAAGUAAAUAAGGUAUUGCCCGUGAGAUGGAAGGAUGAUCCGGGAAAUAUCGCCCUGCUUAGUGGUCUGACCAAGAUAGAACUUGAGGAAAGCAUUGUGUUGGUGUGGUAGAGUUCAAAAUACUGAAUGGCGAUUUUAAUGAGUCAUGACUACAAAGAGGCGAUAAUAGAACUGUUGCCGAACAUUUCAUUAAGUGAGCAAAAAAUAAGUCAACGACACUUUAACUUGUUAGCUGUACAGUCAUUUAUUUAAUAUGUAUAUCAUUGCGCUUGAUACAAUGUAAUAGUUAAUGUGUUUGGACCCCAAGCAUCAUGCAGAAGACAUGAGGCGCCUUGUUUUAGAAAAAAUGACAUGGGAUGAUGGCGGCGUCAGUGUUGCAAGAGAUGUCACAAAGAUUUUGCAGAACAAAGAAAGGAAGUUUUCCGAAAGUUUGUGUGUGUGUGUGUGUGUGUGUGUGUGUGUGUGUGUGUGUGUGUGUGUGUGUGUGUGAGAGAGAGAGAGAGAGAGAGAGAGAGAGAGAGAGAGAGAGAGAGAGAGAGAGAGAGAGAGAGAGAGAGAGAGAGAGAGAGAGAUAUUUGUUCAUAACAAAUUAUAGUUAGAAAUACGUAGCAUAAUUCUCCACACUUCAGAAAAAGGAGGGGAAAAUGAAGAGGAAGGAAGAGGAAGAGGAAGAGGCACCAGACAACCUUGCAGUUUGGAGGAGUGCCGCGCCGCGUAGGAACACCGAGCUGCCCCUCACCCGGCCCCGCCAGGCUCCGCUUCGAGACUUGUGAGCGGGGUUACUUCCCUGCCGGGCGCACAGCCAGACAAAUAGGGUCUCAUUAGGAGUUAAUUGAAGAAUUUGCAUGUUGAUUCUAUGGUGAAUUUAUCCUGCGCAUCUGAGCGUAGACGCCGUCAGCAGCUCCAACACUUGUCAGGGGAUGGAAGCUGCUCCCUGCAACAGAUGAAGUGUUUCCAUUCGUUCCCAACCCUCAAGUUUUCGUUCACAAUGCUGUAAACUUGUAGACGUUAUAAUCUUACAUCCUCUUGUUGUCUCAGCCAUUACAGCUCAUUGUGAUUUUUUUUUCUUAUGAAAGCUACGUGUAGUAAGUUGUUUGAGCAACUUGUUUGACAGAGUCACGAAAAAUUCGUGGACUAAUGGCUAAGUGCAGCCAGUCAGUCAUCAACUACUCAGCUGUCUAGGUUUCAAGGACUUAAUGAGUGUAAAGUGUCAUGCAUCACAUAAUGUUCACUGUGUUGUUGUUGCCUCACGUCACUUGGCUCCUUGUGUCAUUGCAUCAUGUUUGUCAAUGUUACAGAAAAAAUACAUCCACAUGGAGCCUGCGAGUACUUGAAAAUAUUUUCUAAGUAACAUUCUAAAUUUAGUUUACAUUUGGGUGAGUUCAUCGAGUUGUUGGCUAAAAAAAAUAAGACGUUAUCUGUCAUAAGUCAUGUCACCUGAAUGAUACGAUCAAGGGCGUGGAGGAGCUGUCAGAGCCAGGUGUGCCGGGUUACAUGCGCCAUAUGGACACUAGUGGAGCAAACAUACUGCUCCUGAAGCGUGCUCAGACUUAACAUGAAAUUGAUGCAAACAGCAAGACUUUCAGCUUAGCUCUCCAUUACCACAUCAUUGGGAAAGGAAAAUAUGGUAUUAUUGCAGUGAAUAUAAUACAUCUUUUUACUGGCAUAGAUGUGUCUUUUAAUUCAAAUUUUUUUGCCCUCUGUAAUCCACUAAUUAUUGACUCACCCUGGUCACCGUCGCAUUAUUAUCAGAAACGUCCACACCGCCAGCAGCCUUCAUGUGUACAUAGUGAGUGGUGACUCUUGUCAGUCACCUACGUGAUGCCGCCGGCUCCACCUGUCCCACGCCUCGGGCCGCAGAACUUUUGAAAAUCCCUAUUCCAAGCCACUUUAUCAAGCAUGCACACACACACACACACACACACACACACACACACACACACACACUGGUGGACGGAUGCGUGGUGUCCUGAGAACUUGCCCGAGAAAGACACAUUUCAUUUCCUCCUUGACGCUGAGGUUCGUUGCUGAGGACCAGGAGAUCGAAUAUAUCGAAUGCCAAAUAGUAACCGCUAGUCAUGACCGCGGCGCAAGGGACGACCUCUGCCCGUCGAGCGUCACCAGCGUUGUCAGUAAUGUAUUACAAAUAUAGCCAGUCAUGAAUGACCUUGGGUACCUCAGGAAGCUAUAGAGGAUGAGGCUUUAUCUUAGCGAAGUCCGACGUUGUCCGUGGGGAAGUGAGAGUGUACAAGCAACAGCCAUCACUCCUUCAGUAUUCAAUUUCUAGUGUUUUGUAAGCAUUAAAAAAAUCAAUGUACAAGAGUAUUAAUAUGAAGAGGUUAUUUUUUCAGUCGUGUCACAACUUCACUCUCACUCGUCACUUCAACGUCGGCUCUCUAAAUGGCUUUUGUAAGAAAGCUGUACUACAUAUCUUUUUUGUAAUAUUAUGGUAGGCUAGUGCUGUCCUAUGUGACGCCAAAGACGCUCGGAUACCGGCGUCUGUGUGAAAACAAGUAAUGAGAUAAUUUUAAGUGUCAUUAAUAUUGGUUCAGAGUAAUUUUCUGAAGAAAGUGUUAUCUGUAAGAUUAAGUACUAUUCUAAUAUAUAGGAAAACGUUUUAUAACCAAAAUAUGAAAAUAAAUUAGAUAAUAUGUGUC
Messenger RNA from Portunus trituberculatus (swimming crab), 4850 nucleotides. RefSeq names its product transmembrane protein 211-like. Lineage: Eukaryota; Metazoa; Arthropoda; Malacostraca; Decapoda; Portunidae. The transcript is spliced from 3 exons. The coding region runs from base 562 to 1188 and encodes 208 amino acids. The record is from RefSeq and is a predicted model, not a curated record. Gene Ontology annotation, cellular component: membrane.